AUAAUACCUUUUUUGUGCAGUUAUGUGACACCCAAGUCAUUCUCCGCUUUAGCUUUUUAUUUUAGGUCAUUUUCAGGUUGAAAUCUGAAAAUGAUUGGGAUUCUAUUGUGUUCUUUAUUUAUAGUUUUGGCACUUGGUUCUAAUGAUCCUGUUCAAAUUCAAUGUCCAAGUUUCAAUUCUACAAUAACACCUGAUCUGGCUCUUCCAUCAAACACUUAUUAUUACCCAUAUCCCUUUGACCAAAAUUCAACUAUUUCAAGCUACACGCCCAAUCAAUUUUGUAAAUUUAUCGUGGAAAUUCCCAAAUUACAAUAUGCAUAUUUCACAAUGAUGGCUGAUAUUAACGACGAUAGUAUGUUAACAAUUACCGAUUGCAAUGGAAAAUCUGAAAUAGUGAUGACUAGUGAAUUUCAGCCCUAUGUUUUUGUGGGGGGCCAGUUUUCCAUCAGCCUACUUGUUGGGACAAAUGGAAAUAAUACACGAUUUGCUUUCCAGGUUCAAUGGAGCGAUUUUCCAACUCCAAAUCCGGCCUUCUACACGGUCACUAAAACCGGCCCAGCCUUGUUUUUCGAUGAAAUGUUGUUUGAAAACUCGGUUACAAUCACUGCAGAAACAAGAGCGACCAUCGUGGCUUUUCCCUCAACGUAUCCAGACUUCACGCCACUCCUCCGUAUUACACUGGUAUUCGAUGGCCCUGAUUUGAAUUCUCCAUACCUUGGAACUUUAUUCCAAGCCUUGCGUUCCAACAAGCCAAUGGUAUCUAAAUCGAGGCAAAUGACAAUUUUCACAUUUCAAGAGAACUAUUUGGUUGGGUCAAACUUUGUGGUUCAGGACUAUUACAACGUCCAAAACCUGUCAGAAAGUAGGGGAAUAACGUGUUGGAGUCAAUCAUCCUGUCCAGUCACUCUGAACGCUGCAAAUGGUCCGGUUUCAGCAAUGACCUUGAAUGCAGACGAUGGAGAUGAAUACAUCAAACGGCUGGAUCUCAGCCCAGGUUCUAUCCUGAAAAUUUAUUGUGGGGCCAAGAAAGAGGAUGAUGAUUCAAAUCUAAUUGUCACUUAUAAUGCCGAACAAUCAAAGACAAAUAUUCCACAAAAGUUCUACGGCGACAUUAUGACUUAUUAUUUGGCAAAUGGAACUGCACUCGUUGAGCUUGCAGAGGACUCGAACUACACAAGAUGGAAUGAUGCAUCAAGUGGAAGGGAAGGAUUUAUGAGUUCCAGAAAGUUUGGAGAACUCGAGUUUUAUCAAGAUGUCUAUGAAGAAAUUGGAGGUUUUUAUUUAAAUUCAACAUUUCAAUUUGAAGUUAACGUGACCCACCUAGACGUUUCAAAUGUAGCUGUGUUGACAUUAACUUUUGGAAACGAAACUGGAAGUCCUACUAUUCAUCAAAUCUCAAAUUCGACCAAUUUUCAACUGGGACAAGUUAUUGAAGCAGUCGGAAGAAAUAUGACCGUAUCGUAUUUUACAAAUGGCACAGCGACUAAUGGUUUUUUCUUAAAUUUUAAAAUUAGUUCUCUGGAAACAAAAUUUGCUAAUUUUAAGCAUCCAAAAGUGAUAUUGGUCAUAUCAGUUCUUUCAAUGAUGUUAUUUUAAUAAUUGCAACUGCUGAUUAUAAAUCCUAAAUACUGGUUUCUCUCAUAAUUAUUAUGUGUUUCUUCCCUAGACUGGGGUGAUGUUGAGAUAUAAAAGUUUAAUGAUUUU
Molecule: messenger RNA, 1704 nt
Organism: Caenorhabditis elegans
Lineage: Eukaryota; Metazoa; Nematoda; Chromadorea; Rhabditida; Rhabditidae
Gene: K10D11.6
Product: CUB-like domain-containing protein
Exons: 11
Coding region: 91-1596 (501 amino acids)
Source: RefSeq, marked reviewed